Molecule: messenger RNA, 394 nt
Organism: Triticum aestivum (bread wheat)
Lineage: Eukaryota; Viridiplantae; Streptophyta; Magnoliopsida; Poales; Poaceae
Exons: 2
Coding region: 5-307 (100 amino acids)
Source: RefSeq, a predicted model, not a curated record
CACGAUGGAUAAGAACACGGCCCAGGUCCGCGCGGUCACGCUUCUCCUCCUCAUCAUAUGCCUCCUAGCUACCCAGGCGCGAUGCCGGACCAUGGACGAUGGCGGCGAGAAGAUCAGUUUGCCCUACGGGCUGUGCGUCCACGAUAAGACGUCGUUUGCCUGCAAGGGCGAGCGCUGCUACUGCUGUCGCGUGGCCGUGGAAGUUUGCUAUUUGUCGAUGGACGAGUGCAUGAAGGAGUGCGUCAAGAAAAUGGGGCCGCCGCCGGCGGCCGGGGGCGGUGGUGGCAACGCCUCUCCGAUAGCUUAGCUACCUUGUUCUUCAAGACAAAAUGUAUAAUCCACCGAGGAUGGAUGUUUUUGAAAUAAGAUACGAGUAUCGACCACUGGUUUCCUA